This is a messenger RNA of Scaptodrosophila lebanonensis, 5745 nucleotides long. It is a transcript of the gene fab1, whose product is annotated as putative 1-phosphatidylinositol 3-phosphate 5-kinase. Lineage: Eukaryota; Metazoa; Arthropoda; Insecta; Diptera; Drosophilidae. Gene Ontology annotation, biological process: phosphatidylinositol phosphate biosynthetic process; intracellular signal transduction. The transcript is spliced from 7 exons. The record is from RefSeq and is a predicted model, not a curated record. The coding region runs from base 151 to 5595 and encodes 1814 amino acids. Gene Ontology annotation, molecular function: 1-phosphatidylinositol-3-phosphate 5-kinase activity; metal ion binding; ATP binding. Gene Ontology annotation, cellular component: endosome membrane.
GGUCAGACUUGGCGCUGGGCUCUCUUGCUCCCGACGCCGCCCUGAUUGACCAAUUAAAUAUAACAACCAUCUAACCAAGAACAAGUAGCUCUCGUGCGAGCACUUCGCCCACGCUACUAAUACCACAAGUGCUGCUAACAACACCACAACAUGACUAGUAGCAACAACAACAAUAACAAUAACACCAUACAUCAACAUUUGCAUUCACCUACCAAGCUAACAGAAUUCGCACGCAACUUUGAGGACAAACCUGAAUCACUUUUUGGACGCGUUGUCAAUAAAAUACAAAAUGUGUACAAUCAAAGUUACAACACUGUCAACGAUAUAUCCAGCGGAGGCAGUGGCAGCCAACAGUCAAUGCAAAUCGGCAAGUCCAUGUUUUAUGAUGAGAGGUCGUCGCCCGCAGCGGAAACUGGUGAGAUGACGAGCAACAGCUCUUCGUCUAGUCUUAGCUUGACGCGACCACAGCCACCGACCACUCUGAAUUUACCCGCCACAAGCGAAACACGCAGUAAUAGUCAUUCGACGACCGCAAUCGCCGAUGACUCGGAAGCAAACGAACAUGUCGAAGAGCUGCCCAGCGAAGCCAAUCACGGUCGCAGUGUGUCCAAUGUGCUGAAGCACAUUAGCAACAUUGCCUCUUCGAAGAACAACAAUGAAUUGCGUAAGUACAAAAAUACGGAGCUCCAGAGUUUCUGGAUGCCUGACUCAAAGGCCAAGGAAUGCUAUGACUGCGCCUUGAAAUUCUCAACGUUUCGGCGAAAGCAUCACUGUCGCAUUUGUGGCCAAAUAUUCUGUUCUAAGUGCUGCAAUCAAGUGGUGCCAGGCACAAUAAUUCGUUGCGAAGGCGAUCUAAAAGUAUGCAAUUACUGCUCGAAAAUUGUUCCCACUUUUCUGAAGAACCCAAACCUAAGUGGGGAUCUGCAAGCACAACAGCGGAACCUUACCAACAAAUCGGAGGCAAAUGACAAUGCGCCCGAUUGCUCUCCUCUUCUGCAACAACGUGCUCAGCUAUCGCGUAAACCAUCACUCGGCUAUCAGGAGGAGCGGUUUAACUCGCAACAUGCCUAUACCACGCUGUCUGUGGAUGAUCGUAAGAACAUAUUGCAACAGUCGAAUUCACUCAUUACACUGCAUGAGGAGAUGCAAAGGAAAUUACCCGCCCAAAAUUGUGGAUUGCACCUGAUUGGAUUUUUAAAUACAAACAAUAAGUCUUCCAACAAGGUGCAAGCUGUGGCAAUAUUAAAUGCCAUGUUAGCAGCUGGAUUCCUGCAGCCCAUUGUGCCCGACACAGAACAAACAGAAUUUGAUGAGAAUUUGCAUUAUAAAUUUGCGGACUUGCCGCGUCAAAUUCAAGGGGUCAUAAAAAGGGACGCCGCCGUACCAAGUAGCCCGCAGUUUGAAGGACCCAGUGUAGAGCCGCAACCUCCUAAGGAUGUGUCGCUAAAUUUGGCUUUGAAUCAGGAACUUGAGCUAGAGAAUCAAAUGCGAUUCACAACCACAAACUCAAAACUGCUGGAAUCGUAUUGCGAUCAUGAAGAUCAAUUGUUGAAUCAGCUUCUUCUUGCUCAUCAGCUGGAUCCUGAUUGGGGAAAGGUGCUCCAAACGUUGUGCUCCACAGCCGCCAACAAUUUCAAGCCUGAAAAUUGCUGCAACGAUCUCAUGGACAUACGCAAUUUUGUGAACUUUAAAAAGGUUCCCGGCGGCAAGCGCAAGGACUCCACAAUUGUGCAUGGCGUGGCCUUCUCCAAGAAUGUAGCGCACAAGGAUAUGGCCACGCAUGUAAACAAUCCGCGUAUUCUACUCCUGCAGUGCCCAAUCGUAUAUGAGCGGAUUGAGGGAAAGUUUGUAGGCCUGGACACUGUUCUACUUCAGGAGGAGGAAUAUCUUCAAAACGUGUGUGCCCGCAUUAUGAGCUUUCAACCAAAUGUGGUGCUAGUCCACAAAAAUGUGGCGCGUGUGGCCCAAGAUAUGCUGCGUUCCGCCGGCGUAACAUUGGUGCUGGAUGUUAAGCUAUCCGUGAUGGAGCGUCUGUCACGCACGCUUCAGUGUGACAUUGUAAACUCAAUUGAGUCAAGCAUUACGCUCCCUAAGCUGGGCUACUGCAAUGAUUUCUAUAUAAGAAGUUAUAAUGAUGGCCAUGGCUCCGUCAAGACUCUGAUGUUCUUCGAGAAGCUCAGCAGUUCAAGAGGUUACACAUGUCUGCUCCGAGGUGCACACGAUUCGGAGCUAAGGCGUGUAAAAAAAGUGGCAUCGGCACUGCUUUUCGCACGAUAUAAUUGGCGGCUAGAAAUGUCAUUUCUGCUCGAUGAAUUUGCACAACCUUUGGCGCCUAAACCCUCCAUAUUCGACUCGAAGGAUACCAGCCCCAAGUCAGAGAAGGAGCCAACAGCCGAUGAGCCCUUGGAGUCCGUGUUGCGGUCAGCUAAGCGUCCAAUAACAGAGCGUAAGUCAGAGGAUAAAAUCAUGGCCGCCAUUGCCGAGAAUGUAGCCGAUUUCACGGACCCUUUGCGCUCUACGCAUAUGACAUCGCAACCCACAUCGCCUAGCGAGCAAGCUGACGUGGUGGCUCUGGCCGUGGAAACGCGGUACGACAAUCGUUUUCGCAAUGCCCUGAGCUCCACGCUGCUCUCUGUAAGUCCAUUCUCCACAUUCCCGCUACCGUAUCUAGAAACGGAACAAGGUCGCAAGUGCAAGCUGAGAAAACUUUUCCCAGCCGAGCUGUACUUUUCCAAGCUGUGGUCUCAGAAUCAGCCUACUUUGGAGCAUCCAGACAGCAGCAAUCUGAAUGUUGAGCAAAACAACAAGGAGAACAAAGAGCAGUUACUGCCACCACAUCCAUUCUUAAAGCUUAAGAUUACGGAGCCCAUUACUAGUCGCGAAAUUCAAACGAAAUUGGCGGAGUUUCGAGCGUUUGGUGGUCGUUUUGCCAAGGGCAAGAAAAUGCUGCGACCAAAGAAGAAAGAAGAACCAAUACAACGUCCACAGAAGAUUAGUGACGAUCAACUGUACAAGGACGCAUUGGAUCCCGAGAAUCAUCAGCGGCUGCCAGUACUCUUCUGCAGCUUCCAUUACAAUCCGAAAUCGGUAUCUUCUUUUUGCAAGCUGCCGAUGCUACUAAACAUGAAGUUUUAUGGUCAACACGACAUAAUGUUGGGACAAUUUUUGCAGCGCUACUGUUGCCUCCUCAAUCCCAUAUGCGCUUCCUGCAAGUUGCCCAUGCUGGGCCAUGUAAGACGAUACGUGCACUCCUUGGGCUGUGUGCAUGUCUAUCUCACCGAAGACCUAACGCGAUCGGAUCCAAAAAUCAUAUAUUUUACUUCUUGGUGCACCAUUUGCAAUGCAACAACACCCUCUGUGCCUCUCUCAGAGACAUCGAAGUGCCUGUCACUGGCCAAGUACUUGGAAAUGCGCUUCCAUGGACACGCAUACAAGAGACGACCUUUUACUGAUGCCAGCGGCAACGAACCAACUAGCCAAUGCGAGCAUUCACUUCAUCGCGACUAUGUGCACCAUUUUAGUUUUCGGGGCGUCGGUGCAAAGUUUCAAUACACGCCAAUUGAUGUGUGGGAGGUGGGUAUGCCCGACUUAAGGCUUGAGCUCGAACCGCCCAAGCGUUUAAUUGGACUGGAAGUGCAGGAAGAGAUAAAGAACUUCCCUAUACGUGGUCACGAGGUCUACACACGCAUUCACGAGCGUAUCGCCGAUCUAGCCAGCGAAGAUGAGCAAUCGCCGUUGGUGCUUAAUCUGAGGACAACGCUGGCAACGGAUCAGUUCAUAUUUAAACAGAAGAUCGAAAUCGUGCACACCUUGUUAACGGACAGCAAGGCCAGUUCUUACGACAUCAACGAUGCCAUUGUUAUGUCCAAGCGCGCCCUGGCCGAGAGCAUCGAACUCUGGGGUCCGCGCCUUAAUGAGAUAGAGAGCGUGGCCUUGAAAUUGGCCGGCAAGCAAGCGAAUCAAAUUGAUGCAGGACAAAUCUGCACCGAAGAGCUGCGUCCAGAACACUUGGAACCAGUUUCAGCCGGCUCGGAUGGCACCAAACCUCCAAAUCUGCAAUUAGAUAGCCACGCGCCUGUCGAAUGCCAAGGGGAGGACACAGAUAUGCCUGGCAGUGCUCUCUCUGUGACUGAAAAGAAGUUCUCUAUUGAACAAAUGCUAGCUUCCACGGUCAGCACGGACAAGAAGUCGAUUAAAAAGAUACUGACACAACUGCUGCCAUCGACAAAUCCGACAAACCUUCUGCAAUCGCCCUUCUCUGCCCAGGAACAUUUGACUCUGCCCCUUGGCGCCAUACCCAUAAAAGUACGCGAACAAGACCUCAGCUCUGUUAUUGCAUAUUUCCUGACAUCAAAGGAUUAUCAGCGCGCACUCACGGAUCUCAAUGCUGGUGAGACCAGCAGCGGUGCCGAAACGGCACAUGCUAGCCCACAGAUGAAGCGCAAACAGCAGGAAAGCGAUGCUGAAGAUUCGGCCUCCAUUAAUACAGCCCACAGCAACAACGCUACAGCCGCCGAUGGUGAAGAGCGAGUCAAAACCAAGUCAUCCCACACCCACAUCUCUCUUAGCUUUAAUAACAACGGAACACAGUUCCACUGCAAAAUUUACUUUGCCCGCGAAUUUGAUCUGAUGCGGACGAACACCUUGCGACCGCCCAAAGAAGACAACUCGCUGUACAAGAAGCUGGAAAAGAACAAAAUGCGCGAGGAGCUUAGAAUCUCACAGAGCAGAACGACUGCCGGUGCCGAAAUGGAGCUCAUACGAAAGCCCAGCGAUGCAGUGCGUCCGACGGCAUCUCCCAACCGGCGCGAUGAGCAAACAGACAUGGACGAGUGCCGCAUCGCACUAGCCCGUAGUCUCUGUAACAGCGUACAGUGGGAGGCACGCGGUGGCAAGUCCGGGUCGCGCUUUUGCAAAACACUUGAUGACCGCUUUGUGCUUAAGGAGAUGACGCAAAAGGACAUUACAAUCUUUCAACAAUUCGCUCCCAACUAUUUUGAGUACAUCAAUAAAUGCCACCAACAGGAGCAGCCCACAUUACUGGCCAAAAUCUUUGGUGUCUUCAAAGUAAGCAUCAAAAAGAAGGAUCACUUUGAGGAAAAAUCACUGCUUGUUAUGGAAAAUCUAUUCUAUGCGUGCGAUAUAACGAACAAAUUUGAUUUGAAGGGCUCUGAACGGAAUCGCUUGGUUGAUCCCAGCACUCAAAUAGGCGAGACCGUAUUGCUCGAUGAGAAUUUGGUGCAAAUGUCUUGGUCAAAGCCGCUUUAUGUCCUUUCACACAGCAAAGCAGUGCUGAGGGAUGCCAUAAUUAGAGAUGCUACGUUCUUGGAAAAGAAUGGGGUAAUGGAUUAUUCGCUAUUGGUGGGUCUGGAUCAUAAGAACAGCGUACUCGUCUUGGGCAUUAUAGACUAUAUACGCACCUUUACAUUGGACAAGAAACUCGAAUCGUUUGUAAAACAAACGGGCAUUCUUGGUGGUAGUGGGAAGCUGCCGACGGUUAUAUCACCGGAACGUUAUAAACAACGUUUCAUAGAUGCUAUGGAUCGGUAUUUCAACACAGUGCCCGACCGCUGGGAGGGUCUAUCGAAAUUUUGACAUUUAAACUUACUGCGUUAACACUUAACGCGACUUAAGUGAUUCAGGAGUGGGCUCAAAUUAUUUGCACAGGAUCACCAUUCAAUUAACCUUGAAUUUCGCAUACACAUAUACUAUAUACUUAAUAAACUACGGCAAUAGUUGACCAAA